UCUAGAGACUACACAUCCUCCAAGUAGGUCGAUUGCCUCAGGGAUACCACAUGCGAAGAAGGGAUUGUUUCUUGACUGAGACGAGACCCAAUAUCAACCGUGGUUGCCCUUCUGGAAGUAUCACAACUUACCAUUACGCAGCAUAUUAUCUCCCUCGCAGCUCCAUCUCCGACUCCUUCAAACUCACCCAGAUCCCCAACAAAUCUUCGCUGUGCGAAUGGAAGGGCCGAGCAACGUAUUGGAACAUCACGAAUGUGUCGUCGGGCGAGACAGUGAAGAACAAGAUAUGGAGCUAUGAAUCACCAACUCCAGCAUUCAAGGACAUCAAAGGGCAUCUCUCGUUUUAUGCAAAUGGCGUGCCUUGGGAGUGUUUCGUGGACGAUGAGAAGGUGACACCACAGGAAGGUGACUUUUAUGGUGGAUGGGUGACGAGCGAGCUGGAAGGACCUAUGAAAGGUGGUCCAGGGACCUGGGGAUGGUAGUUGUUUUCGUCGCAUAGGAUUGAUGCACGUGUUUACUCUCAUCGCCUACGUGCAGUGUAUUCUUGCUUCGGCGGUGAGCCGCGUAGAUCUUUCCUCAACUAUGAACACCUCCCGGCAAGGCAUGUAGGACGACAAAGGAACCGUUGGUAAAGUAGGCUCAUGGAGGAUCCCUGCAAGGCCUCGUGAUGGAGGCGACCCUCAGUCGGUUGCGCGAUCGGUACAUCAGAAGCAGACAUGGCAGGACGCAAUCACAACUCCUGCGCGGACAUAGAAAGUCG
Molecule: messenger RNA, 760 nt
Organism: Exophiala viscosa
Lineage: Eukaryota; Fungi; Ascomycota; Eurotiomycetes; Chaetothyriales; Herpotrichiellaceae
Exons: 2
Coding region: 51-482 (143 amino acids)
Source: RefSeq, a predicted model, not a curated record